AUGCACAUGGACCCUUUAGCCAGUCAAGUCAUUAGUGAUGAUUCGAAACUUGUAAAACAAUUAAAGGGGAACUUAAAAAAGGCAUUUGAGAAACCCGCUCGGCAAAUGAAGCCUAACUUAUGCCAAGGGUUAAAGAAAUGUGUGAAGAACUCUUAUCAAGUUUCGUCAGUCGCGAGUACCAGAAUAUACCGCCAGAAAAACUUAUUCAUGAUGGAACUUGGAAAGACCGAGGAUGAAAUUGCAAGUGUUUUUCCAGUUUCUCCGGCAUUAUCAGUAACUUCACAAAUGCCUGUUCUAUCACCUAUUAAUACUCACUCUGAUGAAGAUGAUAGUACCGAUUCUGUAAACCUUGAGCAGACACAAAGUGCUAUUUCUCCCAAACCAAAUUCUGACAAUAAUCCUGAAAAGGUUUUCGAAUGCUGUUUUUUCGAAAGGACAGCCCCAACUAAGCUAGCCGGAAUUAGCACAAUGUUGACCGAUUUAGGUUAUUCUCAAGCAGCUCCUUCAAUGUAA
Messenger RNA from Cetraspora pellucida, 513 nucleotides. The record is from the annotation of a GenBank genome assembly. NCBI's taxonomy places the organism in Eukaryota, Fungi, Glomeromycota, Glomeromycetes, Diversisporales, Gigasporaceae.